GUCCCCGGGAAUCACAUGGGGGAGGCGGCGGCGCCGCGUGCAGCCCAGUGCGCAGCCGCGGCCGGUGCGGGGGGCGGCGGGGCGGGCGGCGGGCGCACAACAGCCCGCACCGGGCGGCGGCGCGGCACGGCUCGGCGCGGCUCCGCUCCGGGAGGCUCACGGGGCCAGGACAGGAUGGCGGCCCCCGAGGCCGGUAGCACAGGUGGGGUGAUCAGCUACGUGGGCUCCAGCGGCGCCUCUCCCACCCGCACCAGCCCCGUGUCCCUCUGCAGCGACAGCUCCAACAGCAGCUCCCAGUCGGGCUCGCAGCCCUUCCCCACGUACUUCCCACCGUCGCCCACCGGCUCCCUCCAGGAUUCCCGCGCCUAUGGCGGAGCCACGCUGGCCCCCCAUGAAGACGGCUCCCCUUCCUCCUCCUCAUCCUCCUCCUCCUCUUCCACCUCCUCUUCCUCGUACGGCUCCUCGGUGAAUUUCCCCGGGGUGCAGCCGGUCCCCGCGGACGAGCGGCGCCGCAGCUCGCCCAGCAAAGCCGGCAGCACCGUCACCAAGCUCAACGGGAUGGUGCUGCUCUGCAAGGUCUGCGGGGAUGUCGCCUCCGGCUUCCACUACGGCGUCCACGCCUGCGAGGGCUGCAAGGGCUUCUUCCGCCGCAGCAUCCAGCAGAACAUCCAGUACAAGAAGUGCCUCAAGAACGAGAACUGCUCUAUCGUCCGCAUCAACCGCAACCGCUGCCAGCAGUGCCGCUUCAAGAAGUGCCUGCUGGUCGGCAUGUCCCGUGAUGCCGUGCGCUUCGGGCGCAUCCCCAAGCGGGAGAAGCAGCGGAUGCUGGCGGAGAUGCAGAGCGCCAUGGGCGGCAUGGCCAGCGCCCCACCGCCGAUGCCGGGGCCCGGCGAGGGUCCCGCCGCGGGCGGGGGCCGCGCACCGCCCCCCGGCCCGCCGCCGCUCGCCCCCCCCGCCUGCUUCUCGCAGUUCCCGCAGCAGCUGACUCCGCCCCGCUCGCCCAGCCCCGGCGGGGCCACCGAGGAUGUCAUCGCGCAGGUGGCCAAGGCUCACAAGGAGAUCUUCAUCUACGCGCACGACAAGCUGGGACCCCCUCCCGCCUGCGACAGCGGUCUGCUGCGCUGGGACGCGCCCCCCGCCUGGGCUCCCGGCCCCCCCGAGCCCCGGCUGUGCCCCGCCGCCUACCCCGAGCCCCCGGCCCCGCGGGGAUGCCCCUGGCCCCGCGGCCCAAAGGACGUCCUGCCGGCGUGCCCCAUGAACAGCCACGUGCCCGGCCGCAGCGGGCGCUCCGUGCAGGAGAUCUGGGAGGAUUUCUCCCUCAGCUUCACCCCCGCCGUCCGCGAGGUCGUUGAGUUCGCCAAGCACAUUCCCGGCUUCCAGGCGCUCUCCCAGCACGACCAAGUCACCCUGCUCAAGGCUGGCACCUUUGAGGUGCUGAUGGUUCGCUUCGCGUCGCUGUUCGACGUGAAGGAGCAGACGGUGACAUUCAUGAGCCGCACGCGGUACGGGCUGGAAGAGCUGUGGGCCAUGGGCAUGGGAGACCUGCUGGGGGCCAUGUUCGACUUCAGCGAGAAGCUCAGCGCCCUCGAGCUCAGCGAUGAGGAGCUGGGGCUCUUCACCGCCGUCGUCCUUGUCUCGGCAGACCGCUCGGGCAUGGAGGACACGGCCUCAGUGGAGCAGCUGCAGGAGACGCUGCUGCGGGCCCUGCGCGCCCUCGUGCUGAAGACGCGCCCGGCUGAGACCUCGCGCUUCACCAAACUGCUGCUGAAGCUGCCGGACCUGCGCACCCUCAACAACCUCCACUCCGAGAAGCUGCUCUCCUUCCGCAUCGACGCCCAGUAGUGGCCCCCGGACCCCCCCGGACCCCCCCGCUCACCCCUGUACAUACACCACAGCGGGGGGACACACAGACUUCCCCCUCCCCACCCCGGGGCAGCACCGACCCCGUGGCGCCCGUCGGACUCGCAGGGAUUCACCCCAAGGUGGGCGCCAGGAUGCUGGGACCCCCCACCCCAAACCGGGCACCACCCCCACGGCUCCGCUGGCAGCGCCGGGGGGUCCCCUCGCCCCGACACCCCCGUUCUGGCGGCCGGGGGUGGGACGCAGAGGCCGGAUCCAGCCGCGCUGGGGGG
This is a messenger RNA of Prinia subflava (tawny-flanked prinia), 2132 nucleotides long. RefSeq names its product nuclear receptor subfamily 1 group D member 1 (gene NR1D1). NCBI's taxonomy places the organism in Eukaryota, Metazoa, Chordata, Aves, Passeriformes, Cisticolidae. The record is from RefSeq and is a predicted model, not a curated record. Gene Ontology annotation, molecular function: nuclear receptor activity; zinc ion binding; RNA polymerase II cis-regulatory region sequence-specific DNA binding. The coding region runs from base 16 to 1842 and encodes 608 amino acids. Gene Ontology annotation, biological process: positive regulation of transcription by RNA polymerase II; negative regulation of transcription by RNA polymerase II; cell differentiation. The transcript is spliced from 8 exons.